GGCAGGAUAUCUCCGAGCAGCCGGUGCUUCGACAUACACACCCUUUUCCGCCAUCAUCAUUAUGUCAAAGCUCGAUAUUGUAACUGGGCGCAUGUCCAAGCUGAUGCUGAGGCGGUGGCCCAUGCUGGCGGAGCAGUGCCCGAAGGAUGGCUGCCACGCCCCGCUGAUGCGCAAUCCUGAAACCGGCGAAUCCAAAUGUGUGUGGCACGAUGCGCACGAGCUAUUCCCCGAUGAGCUGACGGAAGAGGAGGUGCAGGAUAAAAUAUCGGAAACUGCCGAGGCGUCGGUUGGCGAGAGCGAAGAGGUGGAGGAGCCGAUUGAUACCGAAAAGGAGAGGAUGCUCAAGGAGCGCCGUGCACAGAGCGACUUGGCCAGCGAGCUGAUUGGCAAGAAGAUGCUUGAGGGGUGGGCUAUGAUGGACAAGAUGUGCCCGAACGAGUCGUGCCGUGCCGUGCCGCUGGUCAAGGAUCGUGAGGAGGUGCAGUACUGCGUGAUCUGUGAGAGGCGGUACAUGGAUGAGGCAGCGUACAAGAAGAGGUACGGCUCGAUUCCUGAUGCUGGACCAAGUAAGCCAGCGGCACCAUCCAGGGCACCAGUAGCUGCUGCCCCUGCUGCCGCCGCAGAAAUUACUGAGAAGAAGGCGCCUGCCAAGGCUGACUCGACGGCAGUGCAGAAGCGCUCUGAGCCGAGGGAUGUCGCUCCGAUCGAUGCCGACUCGAUUAGCGUCGCUGUAAAGGCGCUCGAGGACAAGGUCGUCAGUCUGUCACAGCAGCUGAGCACCACCACACACUACAAGGACGUGGAGCGCAUUGCCAAGGCAAUCAGCGCCUGCGCCAAGGCCAUCAAGGCGUGCCGCGAUUUGUAGAUCAAGACCUUAGAUCACCAACGCGAAGCCGACGUGUGC
This is a messenger RNA of Linderina pennispora, 904 nucleotides long. RefSeq lists its product as uncharacterized. The transcript has a single exon. The coding region runs from base 62 to 865 and encodes 267 amino acids. Lineage: Eukaryota; Fungi; Kickxellomycota; Kickxellomycetes; Kickxellales; Kickxellaceae. The record is from RefSeq and is a predicted model, not a curated record.